AUGGCUGUUAAGACGGAUAUGAGCAAGGCAUACGAUAGACUCGAGUGGAGCUUCAUUGAGCUAGUUCUUAAAGAUUGGGUUUUCGAUCAGAAGUGGGUCGGCUUGAUUAUGCAGUGUGUGACUACAGUCUCUUUCUCUUUUCUGAUCAAUGACACGGCCAAAGGGAGAGUCAUUCCAACACGAGGUUUGCGGCAAGGAGACCCGCUGUCUCCUUACUUGUUCAUCCUUUGCAGUGAAGUCCUUUCCGGGUUAUGCUUGCAAGCUCAAAGCGAGGGAUCGUUACAAGGAAUCCGAGUUGCAACAGAUUGCCCUCGAGUCAAUCAUCUCCUUUUUGCAGAUGACACGAUGUUUUUCUGCCGGACAAACCAACAGAGCAUCAACAAGCUGAAUGAGAUACUGAAGCUAUACGAGCAAGCAUCAGGACAGAUGAUAAACAAGCAGAAAUCAGCAAUUACAUUCUCCGGAAAGCGCCACAGACCUGAAAGACAGAGUAAAAAAGGAGCUGGAUAUACAAAAGGAGGGGGGUGGGGAAGUAUCUUGGACUACCCGAGCAUUUUGGGAGACGGAAAAAAGAUCUUUUCACCUCAACAGUGGACAGAAUCCGGCAAAAAGCUAAGGGGUGGUCAACGCGAUUCCUAUCUCUAUCUUCAGCGGGCAAAAUGGUUAUGCUUAAUCCGCCUUAACACUAGAUUUUGGUGGGAUCCAAACCAAGACCAACAGAAGAUGGCAUGGAUCUCAUGGAGUAAGAUGACAAACUCGAAAAGAGAUGGAGGCCUUGGGUUUAGAGACAUUCAAAGUUUCAAUGACGCGUUACUGGGCAAAUUAAGUUGGCGGAUUUUGGAGAACCCGGACUGUUUACUAGCACGUAUACUGCAGGGAAAAUACUGCAAUGGAGAGACAGUCCAAAUAUGGUCGGAUGCAUGGCUAUCAACGACCAAAGCAGAGACACCGAUGGGACCAGCAACUGAACAGACUAAUGAAGCCUUUGUCAAGACCCUAUUUCAAGCAAAUUCGUGCGAGUGGGACAUAGUAUAUACGAAGUCUGGAUACCUAGCGGCUUUAGAAGAUAAGCCGGAUGAGGCAGGGGCUGCAGCAUUAAGACAGGUCCCAUGGAUUAAGAAAGUGUGGGAGUUGCAUACACCAACGAAGAUCAAACUACUAAUAUGGAAAGCGAUCCAUGGAGGCCUCCCAGUCAAUGAGAGACUAGCAGCUCGGAACAUUAUCCCAACAGCUGAGUGUGGCGUUUGCGGAGCCGUGGAAUCUAUAGAUCACGUCUUUUUCUCAUGCCCUCUUGCUCAGGAAGUGUGGAGAAUGGUCCCAGUCAAGAAUGAUAUAUUGCCCUUGGAGUCGGAUCGUUUUGUUGAUAAUUGGAUCGCAGUUGUUGGUGCGGUGAGCCUACCACCUACGGAGUAA
This is a messenger RNA of Brassica rapa (field mustard), 1413 nucleotides long. RefSeq lists its product as uncharacterized. Lineage: Eukaryota; Viridiplantae; Streptophyta; Magnoliopsida; Brassicales; Brassicaceae. The record is from RefSeq and is a predicted model, not a curated record.